AAAAUUUAAUUAAUUCUAUAUGUCGAAAUGAAACCGAAUUUCUCGCCGAGGUGAAAUUAAAUUACGUAAUUGCUAUCCAUGUGUUCUUAUUUGUAAAAAUAUUUGGAUAAGGCCUUUUUUAUUAUUUAACAUUUUAACUACACAUAAUUUUUAAAGCAACGUAUAAUUUUUUAUUUUUAGAGACAAACAUCUGUCGUUUACCGAUAUAUGAUAUAUUUAAGGAAAGUCUUUGUUAAAUUCUGAUAAAACAAUUUUCAAUUUACUCAGCUAAGAUAAAACAGUAUCCAUAAAAAAUAUUGUCUUAUGUAAUUUUUUUUUAAAUUUCAAUGUCAACACUUGUAUGAGGCUUUUUCCUGAAAUUCGUACCCAUUCUUUGUAUUUCAUUUCUAAGUUAACAUUAAAAAAAAAUUUCUUUUACUAUAAAUGUCUGUUGAUAUUUUGGAACCACUACCUUUAGAGAAAUGGAAAUUGCUUGCGAAAACACUGAAGAAUAAUUGGCCUGCCAAUAUUCAAUGUUACUAUUACCUACGUACUGCAGAAAAAUGGAAAUUAAAAGAACCGAAUAUCCCCAUUACAGUUUAUUGUCCACAUGGAGAUUAUAAUUCUGGAAUAUUCAUCGCAAUAUCGUCUAUCACAAUUUACUUAGUUUUUCCUUUUGCGCAUGAAGGUUUUGAGGAUUUUUUGUACAAGACUGUGACUGAAACUAAGUUUAUAAAAUGGGACAAAAGAAUUUUUUUCCCCGCGAUGCAAUCCCGACUCAUUCAGACUGUUAACUCCAUCAUCGAAUUCUUGAAGGUGGAAAAAAAGAUAAAAAUGGAGUGGUGUUUAGAGUUGGAUUGUUACUUUAAGUCCAAAGAAGAAUGCUCCAUUACAGAAGUGAGAUUGCCUGAGGACUGUUAUUUGAGAGAACUUGAUCAUAGUCAUGUACCUUUGAUACAUGCUCUAUGGCCACAUCGAAGUAGAGAGGAUCCGGAAUUAACAACCAGACAAGUGUCAGCAAUGAUAAAUUUUAACGGGGGAUUAGGUUUAUUUUCAAGAGAAACGGGCCAACUUCUUUCUUGGGCUGUUCAGUCGGAAAUUGGUGCUAUCAGUCUUGUUCAAACGAUUGAUCGUUGUCAACGCAGAGGAUACGCAAAAAUUGUUACAAACGCUUUUGCAAAAUUAUUAGCAUCGAAAAAUAUCGAUUCGUUUGUGUUCAUAGGAAAAGAGAAUAGUAUAUCAAAAUUAAUGUUCAGUUCAAGCAGCUGGAAAUAUUAUGAUGAAAUACACUGGAUUGAAUUGCACUCUGCAUAAGAUAUUUUGGAGGUCCCCUUUUCCUUUAUUUUUUUCCCCACUUUACUUUUUCCAAACCUCUAUUUGUAUAUUAUAAUUAAAUAUCUUGAAAUACAUUAAAAUAAGUAAAUAGUAA
Molecule: messenger RNA, 1408 nt
Organism: Leptopilina heterotoma
Lineage: Eukaryota; Metazoa; Arthropoda; Insecta; Hymenoptera; Figitidae
Exons: 4
Coding region: 424-1293 (289 amino acids)
Molecular function (GO): acyltransferase activity, transferring groups other than amino-acyl groups
Source: RefSeq, a predicted model, not a curated record